Macrobrachium nipponense is the source of this 468-nucleotide messenger RNA. RefSeq lists its product as uncharacterized. Gene Ontology annotation, molecular function: nucleic acid binding. The transcript has a single exon. Lineage: Eukaryota; Metazoa; Arthropoda; Malacostraca; Decapoda; Palaemonidae. The coding region runs from base 1 to 468 and encodes 155 amino acids. The record is from RefSeq and is a predicted model, not a curated record. Gene Ontology annotation, biological process: DNA integration.
AUGCAACGACGAGCGCGCCAGACGGUAUACUGGCCUGGACUCGAGGGGGACCUGCAGUAUCGACGCUCCUUGUGCGAAGAAUGCGACGUUCACGCACCAUCCCAGGCCGCGGAGGAAUUCAUCAUCACACCACCCCCUGAGUACCCCUUCCAGAUGAUGGUAGCAGAUAUGUUCCAGCACGACGGACACAUGUACAUGGCCUACGCAGAUAGGCUCACAGGCUGGCUGGAGCUGGCCCACUUCCCCCACGGUACCUCCUCCUCUCACAUCAAGACCCAGCUACAUCGCUACUUCGCCAGGUGGGGGGCCCCGGAGCAAAUCUCCACGGACGGGGGCACUAAUCUGGCAAGCGAGGAAAUGGAGGGGGAAUUUUUCAAGUUGUGGGGCGUGUCCGUGCGACUAUCAUCUGCCCAGUACCCGGAGUCCAACGGCAGGGCAGAGGCCGCGGUCAAUGUUGGAAGCGGAUAA